Molecule: messenger RNA, 1203 nt
Organism: Letharia lupina
Lineage: Eukaryota; Fungi; Ascomycota; Lecanoromycetes; Lecanorales; Parmeliaceae
Exons: 4
Coding region: 1-1203 (400 amino acids)
Source: RefSeq, a predicted model, not a curated record
AUGGACAAUUUCCGAACACCUUUGGCCAAUGAGAAUGUCGCAAAGUUAGCAGCCGAGGGAAACUACAUUGAACAGAUGGAUUGCCAUUUUGUCACUGAACACUCUGCUGGUAGGAGAUAUGAGGAAGAGAAGGAUAAUCAACAUCUCUGCGCCCCCAAGGCUUCCGGUGGCUACUAUGAUUUCUCGAACAUGCAGUACGGCGAGCCCCCUAUAGGCAACCUCCGAUUCACCAAAUCGAUCCUCCCUCAGACGAAGAGCUCUGUUAUCAACAGUGAGAGCGUGGAACGUGUCUGCCCACAGUCCAAUCCUUUCUGGGUGGCGGUAGGCGGCCAGUGGCUAUCAUACUACGAAAAUCGUACCACAUUCCCCUUUGAGAAAAUCAACGAGACAGUCUUGACGAUUAAAUACUCGACGUUGGUUCUCCCCAAGAACCCUAGGACGUCAGAAGAUUGUCUCUAUUUGGACGUGAUGAUGCUGCAGAAAUUUUUUGACGGUGCUCAAGUUCCAACCGGCUCCAAGGACUCAAGCGGCAAAAGCCUCUGGAUCGGCUACGGUGGCCACUACGGCGGCUUCAUCGCCGGCCUAGUCUUCGACGGCGACUUCGUCCCUGAUCUACCUGGCCGCCUCCUCUCCGAAGGCCGUUUCAAUAAAACAAUCAAGAAAACGAACGGCCAUGACGCGAACGAAGCCUUCCACGCAAACGACACGGCAUACACCUUCUACAACGACCCUGGCUCCAACUAUAGCUGCGGCACUUACGACGAGUCUAUCGCGCAAGCGACGCAGCAGCACGUCACCUCCAUCGUGGGAGCAGGAAUCCCAAGCGGCGGUUCCGCGUUCAACGACAUCCCUACCUAUGGCAAUGGCACCAUUCUCAACCUCAACAACACCGGCCUACCUUUCCAGCCGAUCCCAGACCCAGAUGCCACGAAUCGAUGUCUCUUUUUCCAACAGGCACCGUUCAAGAACUCGACGGCUGGGAAUGCACUCAGUGCGUUCUAUGCCGACGGCACGAGCGGGAGCAAUGGCACAAAGGGGAGUGGCAAAUCCAUCGUAGGAAUUGACGGUGGAACAUUGGGGUCGGGAGUGCAGACAGCUUCGAUUUCAUCGAGCGAAGAUUUGAGCGUGGGCGCUGUGGGGUUGGUGAAGGUGGUGGAGACGGCGUUGGGUGCGAUUGCUGCGGUUGCUGGGUGGCUGCUGUAG